GUCACGUGGUAUUGUUUUGAUUUUCAAAAUUCACGAAAUUCAUUAAAAAAUUAAAUUUCACAGAAAUUAAUGCCUUAAAAUGUCGGAAACCUUCGAAUCUUUUGGUUUAUCGAAGUGGCUGCUGACACAAAUCGAAAAAAUUGGCUUGACAACGCCGACGCCCAUCCAAAAAGCCUGCAUUCCCGAAAUCCUCGCUGGAAAAGAUGUCAUUGGCGCAGCAAAAACUGGUUCUGGCAAGACUUUCGCCUUUGCUCUUCCAAUUAUUCAGAAGCUGAGUGAGGAGCCUGCGGGAUUUUUCGCACUUGUGUUGACGCCAACGCACGAACUCGCCUACCAAAUUUCCGAACAGUUUCUCGUUGUGGGCAAAUCGAUGGGAUUGCGGGUUGCCGUCAUCUCCGGAGGCACCGACAUGCUCGAAGAAAGUCAAAAUUUGAUGAAAAGACCGCAUGUAGUAGUUGCGAUGCCGGGAAGACUUGCGGAUCAUUUGACAGGAUGCGACACAUUUUCCUUUGAUGCACUGAAAUUUUUGGUUGUGGAUGAGGCAGAUCGCGUUUUGUGCGGCAGUUUCGAUGAAAACUUGAAAAUUAUCAAUGCAAAGUUGCCGGAAAAGCGUCAGAAUUUGUUUUUUUCGGCGACGUUGAAGGAUUUUCUCAAGGAAUCGCAAGUUUUUCCUAUUAGCAAAGACGUUCUCGAGUGGAGUCAAGAGUCGCAAGUGGCAACGGUCGAAACUUUGGACCAGAGAUAUAUUUUGUGUGCGGACUACGAUCGAGAUAUGGUGUUAAUUGAGACGCUGAGGAAGUUCAAAGAGGAGAACGAACGAGCUAAUGUGAUUAUUUUUACAAAUACCAAAAAGGACUGCCAACUCAUUUCGAUGACGCUAAAUGCAAUCGGCUUCGAGAAUGUUUGUCUUCAUGGCUUUAUGCGACAAAAGGAACGUGUUGCCGCCUUAGCUAGAUUCAAAUCUGGGCAUGUAAAAGUGUUAAUAGCCACCGAUGUGGCAAGUCGAGGACUGGAUAUACCCUCGGUGCAGCUGGUUUUGAAUCAUCGUUUACCUAAAUUCACGAAGGAGUACAUUCAUCGCGUCGGAAGAACAGCAAGAGCUGGCAGAGAUGGGUUAGCGAUCUCAAUUUUUCGGUUUCCGAGAGACUUGGAGUACUUGGCGGAGGUUGAGGAGCAAAUUGGAACCAAAUUGUCGGAACAUAAAAUUGAUCAACGUCUCGUUGAACGAAUCUUCAUGCAAGUAAGUGUCGCGAAACGCGAAGCUGAAAUGCAACUCGACACAAAAGACUUUGACGAGCGCAUCCAGAACUACCGAAGAAAACGUUGGUUAGAAGAAGGCUUGGAUCCCGACAAAAUGGAGGAAAAAUAUCGCCGCGAACAGAAGAAAAAACUAAAAGAACGCCGAAAAGCGUAUCAAGAAGAAGCAAUAAGACGCAAAAAGGAGCAAAAUCCGAUGAUGCAAGAUGAACGUUUCAAAUCGAUUGACGCACAAAAAUUCGAACGCCCCAAAAAGGUCAAAGGUGAAAAAUUCGACAAAAAAUCCGAAAAAAUCCAAAACCCGAAAAUAACUCCACUGAAGGACAAAAAAGGUCAAAAAAUGAAGAAAAAAAGUUAAUAAAAUUUU
This is a messenger RNA of Culicoides brevitarsis, 1624 nucleotides long. RefSeq names its product probable ATP-dependent RNA helicase Dbp45A (gene Dbp45A). The record is from RefSeq and is a predicted model, not a curated record. The coding region runs from base 80 to 1615 and encodes 511 amino acids. Lineage: Eukaryota; Metazoa; Arthropoda; Insecta; Diptera; Ceratopogonidae. Gene Ontology annotation, molecular function: ATP binding; RNA helicase activity; nucleic acid binding. The transcript is spliced from 3 exons.